Molecule: messenger RNA, 2527 nt
Organism: Osmerus eperlanus (European smelt)
Lineage: Eukaryota; Metazoa; Chordata; Actinopteri; Osmeriformes; Osmeridae
Gene: ctsc
Product: cathepsin C
Exons: 8
Coding region: 205-1578 (457 amino acids)
Cellular component (GO): lysosome
Molecular function (GO): cysteine-type endopeptidase activity
Source: RefSeq, a predicted model, not a curated record
GAAACUUCCCUUUCCUUGAUCAUUACAUUGCACAACAAGACGGGACAAGACAAACAGGGACAGAGACAGAGCGCAGUCACGAACACAAACGGUAGUGCAGGUGGUGGUUUUCGGGAAAGACCGUUGGAAAAUUGCAUUCGCAUAGGCGCAUAUUAGCAGUCUGCUUUGUAGUUCGGUUCUUGACCAGCUAACAAACAGUGUGCCAUGAGGGUGAGCGCUGUGUUAGUGUGUGUGUUACUGCUCUGGGUGGAGGGCUCCGUGGGCGAUACUCCAGCUAACUGUUCCUACGAAGAUCUUCUGGGGACAUGGGUGUUCCAGGUGUCGAAGGGAGGCCUGGACAAAACCGUCAACUGUUCUCAAAUGGGAGCUGCCGUUAAAACGGUUACGGUGGAUUUACAGAAGCUGUCGGUAUCUUUAGAUGACCUUGGCAAUACUGGCUUUUUCACUCUUAUCUACAACCAGGGCUUUGAGGUGGUCCUCAACAACUACAAAUGGUUCAGCUUCUUCAAGUAUUCCCAGCAGGGGUCUGAGGUGACCAGUUACUGUGACCAGACGAUGGCAGGCUGGGUCCACGAUGUCCUCGGCAACAACUGGGCUUGCUUCGUGGGGAAGAAGGUGGUCGCUGUACCCCCCCGCACUGUAAACACACGACGUGCCACCUAUGGCCGCCUCCUGCAGCAGAGGCGGUACAAACACAACCUGGACUUCAUCGAGGCCAUCAACUCUGCCCAGAGCUCCUGGAAGGCUGCCCCCUACAGGGAGCACGAGGCCUACAGUCUGAUGGAGCUCAUGUACCGUGCUGGGGGUCCUGCCUCUCAGAUCCCCAGGCGUGCUCACCCCACCCCUCUCACAGCUGAAGGUGCCAGGCUGGCGUCGGCACUGCCCGAGCGCUGGGACUGGCGUGAUGUCAACGGGGUCAAUUACCUCAGCCCUGUUCGUAACCAAGCGUCUUGCGGAAGCUGCUAUUCCUUUGCCACCAUGGGGAUGCUGGAGGCUCGCGUCCGGAUCCAAACCAACAACACCGAGAGCCCCAUCUUCAGCCCCCAGCAGGUGGUCUCCUGCUCAGAGUACUCCCAAGGUUGCGACGGUGGUUUCCCGUACCUGAUCGGGAAGUACAUCCAGGACUUUGGCAUCGUUGAGGAGUCCUGCUUCCCCUACGUGGGGAAGGACACCCCAUGCGGGGUUCCCCGCAACUGCCUACGCCACUACGCCGCCGAGUACAGCUACGUGGGCGGCUUCUACGGCGGCUGCAGCGAGGCCGCCAUGAUGCUGGAGCUGGUCAAGAACGGGCCCAUGGGAGUGGCCUUCGAGGUGUACCCUGACUUCAUGCACUACCAGGAGGGCAUUUACCACCACACGGGCCUGACUGACCACCACAACCCCUUCGAGCUCACCAACCACGCCGUCCUCCUGGUGGGAUACGGACGCUGUCACAUGACCGGGCAGAAGUUCUGGGUGGUGAAGAACAGCUGGGGCACAGGCUGGGGCGAGAGCGGGUUCUUCCGGAUCCGCCGGGGAACCGACGAGUGCUCCAUCGAGAGCAUCGCCGUGGCAGCCAAGCCCAUAGCCAAACUGUAGCGGGGACACACAAGGUCAAUCGUGUGGAGUAGGGGUCUUCCUUAUGUCUUUCCUUGGCCUGUCAGGGCAGCUGAGGGGAAGGCGUAGAGGAAGAGAGCUACCCUGGACCAUUGGCAUGCAGGCGCUGUUUCUGUCUGUCGCAUCCUGCUGCUUCCUUCUGAGUGUCUGAUCUGUUCCUGGCUCUGCUCCAAACUAGAGAUUUGUGAGGUUUGGAAUGCAGCCAGGACCCAAAUACUUCCUACAUUUUAAUGAUCUCUGGUCUGGAGUUCUGGAUAGAAGACAGACAGGUUUUCACCUUUUCAGGGAGCUUGGGGGCUGAUUAGGGUUAGGUUAGUGUUUUCUGUGAUGUUUUCGUAGGGAGAAAUAUUUGUUGAAAUUGCUAGUGUGAUAAUACAUCUACGGUCAGUAAAGUAUGAUUUUAGGAAAUAACUGACGCCUACUUAGGAUUAUAAAUUGAAACGGAACAACCCACCUCCUUUUAAAGGGAUAAAUUACAGCUGUGUGUUUUGUACCUGUAUCGGUGAAGUGUUCUUCAUACAAAACCUAAAGGGAGUUUUCUAAAAGUGCCACAGUGAUUGUUUGAUUUGUUUUUUUUUUAUCUGGUUUUUGUAGUUCUUUGAUCAACAGGACACCUGCUGCUCUGCAUCACUCAGGGAAACGCAGUGGAGCUUUGCUGUGUCACACAUCCUGUUCUCUGCUUUCUACCUGGUCGUCCUCUCAUCCCCCCCCGGGGCUUCUGGGAGUUGGAGUCAUGAGGGAGGAUGUCACAGGGACUCUUGUUUCUUCUUGUGUAAAAGGGACAGAACUUUCAUUGUAGUGCCUUGAUGUCAGAGCCCCCUUUAGAAGUGGCAGCCUUUUAUUUGUAAUGUGCGCGUUUUAAAAAUGGAUUUUAUGCAUGAUUUGCACUCGUUUUACAAUGGAAGAAAAUAAAGCAGAUUUUGGAAAAUAA